CAGAUGAGUGAUUUUGGGAUAAGCAACAUGGAUCAAGUAGCUCCUGUGUCUAACGUGUACAGAGGAAUGCUCAAGCGUCAACCAGCAUUUGACACCUUUGAUAGCUCAAACUCUCUCUUUGCUGGAUAUUUUUUCUCACUAAAUGAAGAUCAAACACUUCAAGAAGUGCCAACAGGAUUUGAUUCUACUUCUUAUGAGUCGAACAACUGUGAAUUGCCUCUGUUAACCCCGUGCAGUAAGGCUGUGAUGAGUCAGGCCUUGAAAGAUACUUUCAGUGGUUUCACAAAGGAACAGUGUCGGCUGGGUAUCCCAAAUAAUCCCUGGCUGUGGACUGAACAGCAAGUUUGCCAGUGGCUUUCAUGGGCUACCAAUGAGUUUAGCUUGGCAAACGUGAACUUCCAUCAGUUUCUUAUGAGUGGCCAAGACUUGUGUAACCUGGGCAAGGAGCGUUUCCUGGAACUGGCACCUGACUAUGUGGGAGAUAUUCUGUGGGAACACCUGGAACAGAUGAUAAAAGACAGCCAAGACAAAAUGCAGGAUCAAUAUGUGGAGAACUCUCAUCUCACCUCAGUUCCUCACUGGGUCAAUAAUAAUUCCUUAACUGUUAAUGUAGAUCAGAACUCCUAUGGUAUGCAAAUGCCUGGAUACCCUAAAGCCCUUGGUUAUCCCAAAUCCAGUCUCCUGACUGACGUCUGUCAGAAUUCCACAGGACCGAAUCUCCUCAAUCCAGAACAAGAGUUCUCAUUGUUUCCUAAAACCCAAGCAGAUGCUGUUGGUGUGAACUACUGUGCAGUCAAUCAAGAUUUCCCAAGAAGCAAUCUGAACAUACUGAUAGACAAUUCUGGUAAGCUUAGAGAACACGAAUCUAGUGACAGCGGUGCAGAGAGUUACGAAAGCUCAGAUUCGAUGCUACAGUCCUGGAACAGCCAGUCGUCACUGGUGGAUUUACAGCGUGUGCCAUCCUAUGAGAGUUUUGAAGAUGACUGUAGCCAGUCCUUGUGUCUGAGCAAACCUACAAUGUCUUUCAAAGACUAUAUUCAAGAACGAAGUGAUCCUGUAGAGCAAGGGAAACCAGUUAUACCGGCAGCAAUUCUAGCUGGCUUUACUGGCAGUGGACCUAUACAGCUAUGGCAGUUCCUUCUGGAGUUACUGACUGACAAGUCCUGUCAGUCAUUCAUCAGCUGGACUGGAGAUGGAUGGGAGUUUAAACUUGCUGACCCAGAUGAGGUGGCACGGAGGUGGGGAAGGAGGAAAAACAAACCAAAAAUGAACUACGAGAAGCUCAGCCGAGGCCUACGCUACUAUUACGACAAGAACAUCAUCCACAAGACUUCAGGGAAACGCUAUGUGUAUCGCUUCGUGUGCGACCUGCAGAACCUGCUGGGGUACACGGCGGAGGAGCUGCACGCGAUGCUGGGGGUGCAGCCCGACACGGAGGACUGAGCCCGAGGACGUGAUGCUGCAGGGGUGAAAAUCAUGUAUUGGGACUGCGUCUGGGAACCGUCUGCAGUCAGUUCUGGCUGUUCAGAUGGGUGCAACUGUUGGGAAAUAAGGACCUUAACUGAUUUUGUAACCAGGGAGAGCUGGAAGGAAGUGGCCUUAUUUCAUCAGUGGCUUCGGGUGUUGCCAUGUCAGGCACUUGAGCAGCAUGGAAGUCAGCACCAGAUCCCAGCUCUGUCAUGAAGACAUGGAAAUGCUUUUGGGUUAAGCAUUUCGACUACCUGUACUGCCGUACAAAACGUUUUGGCUACUUACACUGCCAUGUAAUAAUGGGUUGGCUUUAAAACCAAAGGUUGGAUGAGAAACCAGUGAUGCAGCAGAACUAUUGCUCAGCUAUUUUAAAAUACCAUCGUCCUUGCUUACAUCUUAUAUCAUGCAAUUUAUUUAAAAAAAACAAAACAAACUAAUUUAUUUUAAAUGAGCAGUAAGGAGAAUCGAUAUUAGUUUUGUUCUAAAGCACGUUUUAUUAUUAUUAUUACUACUCCAGAAAUGUGCUGCAUAGGUACAUAAACACUCUGUGUCCAAAACCAGAUGUAGCAACCGUUAACAAAAAAAAAGACCCUUUAAAGAAGGGAAGGAAAAUCGUACCAUUUCAAUAUUCAGUUUGUAUAUAUUCUGUGAUUCUUUUUGAAACUCUGUAAUGCUCCUAUUUAACAGAUACUGUAUAGUGUAAAUUAAACUAAUUGUAUGUGUGUUUUGAAAUAGGAUGAAUGUAAACUUAUCUAAUUUUUUUUUUUUCAUGUUUGUCUAGGAUAUACAACCUUCUGCAAAUAUUUAAUUGGCCUGAGAGACAACAUAAGUGCUCAGUAUGCAUGCAUAUGGUAUGCCUAUGAUAUGAAAUGGGGGGGUGGGGAGGGAGAGCUGGCUCAGUAUUUUGCCAAGACUGAAGCUGGCAAUUCUUUGUGCAU
This is a messenger RNA of Aptenodytes forsteri (emperor penguin), 2408 nucleotides long. It is a transcript of the gene ETS2, whose product is annotated as ETS proto-oncogene 2, transcription factor. Gene Ontology annotation, cellular component: nucleus. Gene Ontology annotation, molecular function: sequence-specific DNA binding; DNA-binding transcription factor activity, RNA polymerase II-specific. The coding region runs from base 4 to 1443 and encodes 479 amino acids. The transcript has 9 exons. NCBI's taxonomy places the organism in Eukaryota, Metazoa, Chordata, Aves, Sphenisciformes, Spheniscidae. The record is from RefSeq and is a predicted model, not a curated record. Gene Ontology annotation, biological process: cell differentiation; regulation of transcription by RNA polymerase II.